GAGAACUAAGAACGUGAGGAGUGAGAAGCUCAGUGUCAGUACACACGUGGCAGUGAGCGAGCGAGGAGCGUACCCUGUCUCGCGGGCAUGAUGGACUGACAUAAGCUGUGAAAGACCGUAACUAACACACACCGCGUAAAAAAAUAUCCUGCGCUUAUUAUUAUUACGGAUAUUUAUUUUUGAUAUAGAAGUGAUAUUGGUACUGUAAUAGCCGUGUCUCCAAUGUGAACCUGGAUUUUUAUUUUAAGUUUAUAUGGGUGUGCUGCAGGUAUGGAGCGCGGGCGGUCAACAGGUGUGGGCGGCGGGGGAGGGGCGCGUGGGCUGGUAGCGGGUGUACGGAAGGUCUUCAGGUCCAAGUCUUGCUCUGAAAAGCAUUCCCGUUCCCGCACCGUCAGGGAGGAUGAGGCGCCCGACCAAGCCCCAGGCAGCCGCGCCACCCACCCACCCACACGUAACAGUAGCAGCAGCAGCAGUAACAACACCACCACCAAACAUCGCAGGUGUCCCAGGUCGCCCUUCCUAGGCUGGAGGAGGUCUAAGUCUCAUAAAGACAUCUCAGAGAGUCAAAAGAAGGCGAAGGGGAGAGACGCCCUGGAGAACGAGAGAGCAGGGUGGUGUUCACAGUCCCAGGCGGAGAGACUCAGUUUACACAGUUCGGAGACCUAUGGUCACAUCACCCUGGCAGCCCAGCAGGACGUGGGGACGGGGCGGUGUGGGGACAGUGAGCGUUCGCGAGCACAGUCGGAUAAUAAGAAUGGGACAACUACGAACGAGGAUGAAUCUGGUAGUGACUGUGGUGAAUACACAGAACCGCGGCUGUGUAACGGAACAACGGUGUGUAGUGACGGUAACGGUGCUGUAGGCGAUGGCGGUGAGCCUUGUGCCAAAACUAGUGAUGGUGUGAAGGACCAUGCAAAUAACAGUGUCAUAAAUAGCUUCGUUUGUAAUUCCGACAACGUGGUGGUAGGCAGUGAGAGCAGCUGUGUGUCGUUGCCAGAGAGUGGGUCAGGGGGACAACCUCGGGGCGUGGUGAGGGACAGAGGGGACGGCAGUGACUCCCUGGAGGUCUGUGGUGAGGAAGAAACACUGGAAAAAGAAACUUGCGUCAGGUACUUAAAAGACAUUUACAGGAACAGUAAAGAAACUUCCGACUGUCCAACGAGCUUCAGCGGAGGACCAGCGAUGCUGGGUCGAGGACUGUGGCUGAAGGCUGCCCUGAGUUAUAACUUACAGAUGCCUGACUCUCCAAGAAACGAAGUUGUGGUGUUGGCUCUGGGCAUUGAUCAGUAUAUUGAGGAGGUGUUCCGGCACCUGGAUCCUUCAGGGACGAGCAGAGUGAAUGCUGAGGACCUUGAGGCUCUGUGUCAGGUCCUGAGACUGACGGAGGCCAUGAAGGAGGAAGAGGAGGAGGAAGUAGAGAGAUGUCGAUGUUUAGGAUCAAACCUGACACUUCAUGGAUCUCUGGACGGCUCGCUGGCAGAUAUAAACCAGUACAGUAAGUGCCCUUUACACCUUACAUUUAGUGACUUCAACGACAAAUUAUGUGCGAGGUUCAUCCGGGCCGCCAAGGCUGAGAGCGUCCUCCCACUGGGCCUCCGGCGGCCUAAUAAUCAACGCCUGGUGACGUCAGUGGUCAACGUCCAGCGUCGCUACGAUGUGUUGGAAAACAUCUCACGGAGCCUGGCGGAGGUCAACGCCAAGCUCAACGAUAAGGAAGGGACACGGCUGUUGGACGACUGUACAACGACGGGAGUCGUCUGCUGCAAGUGUCAACAGGUGACACACGUCGACCGUAACUCCAACAUCUCACCUCAGCCCCUGGACGUUGAGGUAUCUUAUCUCCAACGGCAGGUUCUCCUGCAGGAACAGGAGCUGCAAUGCUUGCGGGAGGUUAUUGAGGACAUGCGUAUCGCCCUCCAGAGCUCUGACGCCGAGAACUUGGCGCUACACGUAAGGAUCGAGAGAGGAGACGUAACACCUAACCCGAGAGCCUCUCAACAUGACCUGUCGCUCACUGAUGAAGAGGACACCAUCGACAACCUGGUGCGACAGCUGACAGAACUAGACCGUCCUGCCGCCCUGAGCACCUCCACAGACCCGGACGCUACUCCUACACCGUCCCGCCCACCCUCACCCUCACCCGCACCCCCACCCUCCCAGCGGCCCUCCUCCACGACACACCAUCCCGAGAAUCCAAAUUCUACAGAAGAUCCACUCAACACGGCGUUCAUAUCAGGGGACUGCUCCAUGGAGGCCGAGCUACAAGCUACCUACGAGGCCCUACAGGAGGCACGGGAGCAGCAGGAGGCGAUGCAGGCAGACCUCCAGCAAACAGUAAGUCAGCUACAGGAGAGGGAGGCUGACUUACGAGGGGCGGAGCUCAAUCUCCGGGCUGCUCACUCCGCCCUAGAGAAAGCCCACUACGAUAACCACGCCCUCGUCAUGGAGAUCGCGGAGACCCGUCGCACCCUGGAGAAGAGCCAGGAGAAGGUGCAGGAGGCGUGGGAAGACCUGCGGCAGGCUAGGGACACCGCCCUGCUGAAGGAGACGCAGCUACAGGAAGCAGAAGCCAAAAUACAGCGCCUCAGACACUCCAGGUAAGAUACUAUUCUGUUUAUUGUCUCUCCACACCUGAAAACCUACAGGUAAAUCGCUGUCUUCUCACACCUGGGAAUCCACAGCUACACUGUUACUUGCUAUGUGUUUAUCUUCCACACCUGAGCCACUGUAGGUAAGUUGGUGUUAAUUUAACGAGUAUAUCCCUACUGGACACAUCUCUUACGGUCUGUAUAUACAAACCUGCUCACCUGCCCCUCCCCCACGCCCCCCCUCAAGAUCACCGCACCUGCUGCUGGACCUCAGGUGUGAGCUGCUGCUAAUUGCAACCCGUUAUCAGGUAUGAGAACAGGACUCGAUAAUCCUAACUUAGCAGAACAUGACAUAAUGUAUACCUAACUUAACAUUAACCAUCCCAAGUUAAACCUAAUCUAACUAAACCUAACCCUAACCUAAUCUAUCCAAAGCUAACCUAAGCUAAUACGAGCUUCUACCCUAAAUGUGAACCAAAAUUAACCUAAUUCAUUUAGUGUGUGUG
This is a messenger RNA of Homarus americanus (American lobster), 3094 nucleotides long. RefSeq lists its product as uncharacterized. The record is from RefSeq and is a predicted model, not a curated record. Bases 271 to 2601 code for a protein of 776 amino acids. The transcript has 2 exons. Lineage: Eukaryota; Metazoa; Arthropoda; Malacostraca; Decapoda; Nephropidae.